CAGCCGCUGGCCCGGCCUCCGCCCUCUCCCAGAGCGCGGAUUCAUCCCCGUAGCUCCCGCUGCCCCGUGCGCCCGCGGCCCGUGUCCCCAGCGCAGACAGCGGCCCCCGCCCCCGCCGUUCCCCGCCCGGGACUUCCCGCCCGCGGCCCGGCGCCCCCGCCCCCUGGCCUGCGGCCCGACCGGGCGCAGCGCGGAGGGCAGGCCCGAGGGCGGGGCCUGCGGGGCCUCCUCCGCUCCGCUGGGGGCUCGGGGCCGCGGGCGGCAGGCGGAUAAAAGGGCCCUAGGGUGCCCUGCAGGCCUGUGCCCUCUGCUCGCCUGGCCCAGCCCUCGGACUGUCAGCGCUCCAGCUGGUGCCGUGACCCCAGCUGCCCUUGAGGUCACCAUGAUGUGGUCCCCCUCAGCCGCAUUCUCCCUGUUCCUGCUGCUGCUGCUGCACCAGGCCCCUCCCAGCAGGUCACAGUCUCUGGGCACCACGAAGCUCAGGCUGGUGGGCCCCGGGAACAGGCCAGAGGAGGGCCGCCUAGAGGUGCUGUACCAGGGCCAGUGGGGCACCGUGUGUGAUGAUGACUUCGCUCUCCGGGAGGCCACGGUGGCCUGCCGCCAGCUGGGCUUUGAAGCUGCCUUGACCUGGGCCCACAGUGCCAAGUACGGCCAAGGGGAGGGACCUAUCUGGCUGGACAAUGUGCACUGUGCAGGCACGGAAAGCUCCCUGGACCAGUGUGGGUCUAAUGGCUGGGGUGUCAGUGACUGCAGCCACUCAGAAGAUGUGGGGGUCGUGUGCCACCCCCAGCGCCAGCGUGGCUACCCUUCUGAGAAGGUCUCCAAUGCCCUUGGGCCCCAGGGCCGGCGGCUGGAAGAAGUGCGGCUCAAACCCAUCCUUGCCAGCACCAGGCGGCAUAGCCCAGUGACUGAGGGAGCGGUGGAGGUAAAGUAUGAUGGCCACUGGCGGCAGGUGUGUGACCACGGCUGGACCAUGAACAACAGCAGAGUGGUGUGUGGGAUGUUGGGCUUCCCCAGCGAGCAGCCUGUCAACAGCCACUACUACAGGAAAGUCUGGAAUCUGAAGAUGAAGGAUCCCAAGUAUAGGCUCAAGAGCCUGACCAAUAAGAAUUCCUUCUGGAUUCACCGAGUCAACUGCCUGGGGACAGAGCCUCACAUGGCCAACUGCCAGGUGCAGGUGGCUCCAGCACGGGGCAAGCUGCAUCCAGCCUGUCCAGGUGGCAUACAUGCUGUGAUCAGCUGUGUGGCAGGGCCCCGCUUCCGCCCACCAAAGAUGAAGCCACAACGCAAGGAGUCCUGGGGAGAGCAGGAACCCAGGGUGCGCCUGCGCUCUGGGGCCCAGGUGGGCGAGGGCCGGGUGGAAGUGCUCAUGAACCGCCAGUGGGGCACAGUCUGUGACCAUAGGUGGAACCUCAUCUCCGCCAGCAUUGUGUGUCGUCAGCUUGGCUUUGGCUCUGCUCGAGAGGCCCUCUUUGGGGCCCAGCUGGGCCAAGGGCUAGGGCCCAUCCACCUGAGUGAGGUGCGCUGCAGGGGACAUGAGCGGACCCUCAAUGACUGCCUCACCUUGAAAGGACCCCAGAAUGGUUGUCAACAUGAGAAUGAUGCCGCUGUUAGGUGCAAUGUCCCUAACAUGGGCUUCCAGAAUCAGGUGCGCUUGGCUGGGGGGCGCAGCCCUGAAGAAGGCGUGGUGGAGGUGCAGGUGGAGGUGAAUGGGGGCCACCGCUGGGGGAGCGUGUGCAGUGACCACUGGGGGCUUACUGAAGCCAUGGUGGCCUGCCGACAGCUUGGCCUGGGUUUUGCCAACCACGCCAUCAAGGAAACCUGGUACUGGCAGGGGACGCCGGGGGCUGGAGAAGUGGUGAUGAGCGGGGUACGCUGCUCAGGCACAGAGCUGGCCCUGCAGCAGUGCCAAAGGCACGGGCCGGUGCACUGCUCUCAUGGCACCGGGCGCUCAGCUGGAGUCUCCUGCACGGACAGUGCUCCAGACCUAGUGAUGAAUGCCCAACUGGUACAGGAGACAGCCUACUUGGAAGACCGUCCACUCAGCCUACUGUACUGUGCCCAUGAAGAGAACUGCCUCUCCCAGUCUGCUGACCACAUGGACUGGCCCUAUGGACACCGGCGCCUACUGCGCUUCUCCACACAGAUUUACAACCUGGGUCGGGCCGACUUUCGUCCGAAGACCGGACGCCACAGCUGGAUUUGGCACCAGUGCCACAGGCACUACCACAGCAUUGAAGUCUUCACCCACUAUGACCUGCUUACUCUCAAUGGCUCCAAGGUGGCUGAGGGGCACAAGGCCAGCUUCUGUUUAGAGGACACGAAUUGCCCAACAGGACUGCAGCGGCGCUAUGCGUGUGCCAACUUUGGAGAACAGGGAGUGACCGUAGGCUGCUGGGACACCUACCGGCAUGACAUUGAUUGCCAAUGGGUGGAUAUCACAGAUGUGGGCCCUGGGGACUAUAUCUUCCAGGUGGUUGUGAACCCUAAAUAUGAGGUGGCAGAGUCAGAUUUCUCCAACAACAUGAUGCGUUGCCGCUGCAAGUACGACGGGCAGCGGGUCUGGCUACACAAUUGCCACACAGGAGAUUCGUACCCAGCUGAUGCAGAACACUCCCUGGAGCAGGAACAGCGUCUUAGGAACAACCUCAUCUGAAGCCACCACUGCACAUUCCCAGCUGCUGACCACACACCAGAUACCUCAGCUUUUUGGAGCCCUUCUCGGAGCCCUAAUUCAGAGGAAAAGGGCCACUGCCAAGGGGCAUCAAGAACCUGCUCAGGAAGCCUUUUGAUGGCAACAUCACCAAUCCAGAUAGUACUGCUCCCACAGGAUGGCUCUAGCCGGUCCCCUAAGAGCCUGUGGCCUAUGCAUCAUGGCCUCCAGGCUUGGCUCAGCUGAGCUCCUCUUCCAUAAGGAGACCCAAUCUUUCCUGGAUCUUGCUGCACAGUUCCUGGAUUCAGUCUAAGGAAAACAAAAUGAGCUCUCAUUCCUUAAGGAUGAACUUUGUUCCCCAUCUAAGUGAUGCCUUGCAAAUGUCUUGGAGGAGUAGAAUUCAGAGGACCAAGAUACAUUGGCAGGUGGGGUUAGCUGUCUGCUAGGAGCACAGACCAACAUAACUUGUGUCAAAGUCACAACUAGCAGAGAAGCUGGUGAAUUCUGUCCCUUGCUUCAUUGGUCUUCAUUUAGAACUCACUUCACACACACUGCUAAGAGUCCACUUUUCAGUGUCCUUACCUUAAUACUACCACACACCUGGGUAAUUCUGACUCCCCUGGAAGCUAAGGCCUCAGGCAUCCUUCCUGCCUGAUGAACCAACAUCACCAGUUAAUGAGUGCUUGAGAAGAGGCAAAUUUCACAGAAGUGGCCAGUGCUGUCCCACAGAGCAGCCAAGAGUAGGCCUUAGAAAGACUGUUGAGGUAAUAUGGACCCCACUCCCUGCCAAGAAAAAAAUGCAUGACAUUUACCUGGCAAGCAAUCCAGUCUCUCUCAGGAUCACCAUAAUCACAGGAUUGGCCUAAAUUUCAAGUCUCAGCAAGUGUCUGGAGGUAAUUUUGCAUUGAAUUAAAUUUUGCAUUGGAAAAAACAUCAGUCAAAUAAGCCACUCAUCUCUACAGAAAUACAUAAACAGGUCUGGUAGAAGAAGGACAGAAAACUAAAAAGACUCAAUUUUGUUAAGGGUGGAACCCGUGAGAGAGCACUAUCCCUGCUUGAUGUGGCUGUGAUAUGCUCUUGCUCAGGUAGUAUUGUCCCCUGGUCUUCUUGACAUGAUUCUUGAGCUUCUGUCCACUGAGACACACUUAAGAGAAAUCUUAAGUCUGAUAUCUUCAUGCCAAUAAAGGUUGCUCAUUACGGACUGCUACAAAGACAAGACCCUGUGCUUAUGUAUACUUGACCACUUCUUGCUCCCAUUUUGCUGGGAACUAGGGUGCACAGGGCAUGUAUACUAUUCAUGACAGCCCAAGUAUGUUUAUCUACUCAGAUUAUUGGCUGAUUGUCUCUUUUCCAAAGGUUUGAUGCUGAAAUGUAGCUUGAAAAGGUAAAGGCAAGAAAGUAAAAUCCAAGGAUUCUAAACUUGUAUAACUGAAACUACAAAGCCAAAAUAAGUGGGAGCAGACAGGGCAGAUUUACAACAGUACUCCCUUCCCCAUAUCACAAGAUUUAUUACCUCUCCUUAGGGAAUGAAAAUAGACAUGUUCAGGGGGUACCCUCUAUGAAUACAAAAAAGUAUUUUCUUCCUUUUCCCUGACAUUCUUCUCAACUCCCUCAUUCCCUUCAUUAGGCAGAGAGCAUGAUAUUUUGGCCUGGUAGAGUUUAAGUAAACAAGGGAAGGACUGAUUUCCUGUUGGAGCCAGCAAACAUCCCCCCAAACAGUAACAACAUUAUAUUCACACAUGCAGCUAAUGGUCUGUGAAAGAAUGUGCAGCUAGCAGGGGCGCGUGUGGUGACUGAUGACUAGAUUCAGGCAGGGAGGUUACCCACAGCUUCUUGCUGGAUCCAGUUUCCAAGAGAGCCAGAAAAAGCAGGCCAGGCAGACAGCCACUGGCUCUGGUCUCUGUCUUGCUGCCCACAUCCCAUGUUUGAUAGGUGCAGCAACUUCUAGUUCUUGGAAAAAGCUAUACAAGGGUUGUGUUGUUGUACCUCUAAGUUGAAAAGGCAGGACAUGGGAAGACUGGUGGUUGGCAUGACUUCUAACUAGAUGAGGAAUGUUAACAGAAUACCAAACAAAUUCCAGACAAAACCAAAAAUGUCAGAAGACUUUCACCUCAGCAUACUUUAGCCUUAGGGAAACUGAAGUGCUAAUAAUCUCAGCUAACUUGUCAGAAGGCUAACAUACCUUUAUUCUACAAAGACAUUCACUCUAUGUAUAUUUGAACUCAUGGGAAAUGCAACUUUCUAUUAUGAAUUCCAGGUGAUCUUGGGAUUUAGAUGUUCAGCACCUAAGAAACAACACAUAUGCAAAGCAGAGUGCAUUAGCUGUCUUUCUGAAUAACUAAGGAGCCAAUGGUGGCUACAGGGUGCUCUCUAGAUAACCUAGCUUAUAAAGACACAGAUUACAUGGGGCCAAGGAUUUGAUUCCUAUCUGGACAAGCUUGAUAUACUGUGCUAGGACAUGGCAGGACCCCCUACCUCUGCCUAGUAUGUAUCAAUCCCACUACUAGAAUAACUAAAAAGCAUUCCCUACUAAUGGUAGAAGCAGCAACACUUUGUGCUGACUGGAAAAAAAAAACAAAAAAACAAAACACCUUUCUUUGGGUCUGGUUGUAUGGAUUAAUCUGAAAGUUAAAGAAGGCUAUUUUUUAGCUCAAUAAAAAGAAUAGGCUACAGCAUUAAAAUGAGAACCAAAGUAACUUCUUAAAGUUAUGAGGAUUAUAAGAAAACUGGGUAAUAAACAUGGGGACUAUAUGUUGCCAUUAACAGUAUUCUUGGGCCAGGCAUGAUGGCUUGUGCCUAUAAUCCUAAUAGUCUGGGAGGCUGAGGCGGUUGGAUUGCUUGAGCUCAAGAGUUUGAGAACAGCCUGAGCAAGAGCAAGACCCCGCCUUUAAAAAUAGCCAGGCGUUGGGGCAGGCACCUGUAGUCCCAGCUACUUGGGAGGCUGAGGCAAGAGAAUCACUUGAGUCUAAGAGUUUGAGGUUGCUGUGAGCUUUGAUGCCACAGCAGUCAACUGAGGGUAACAGAGUGAGACUCUGUCUCAAAAAACCCCAAUGUUCUUAAGAUAUAAAAAGCAGUCAGAAAGGAGAAACAGCCUCACAAACAAAUAAGAGGAGCAUUCAUGUUCUCUUUUUACUGUCCAAGGUCAGUCUCGGCCUUGAAGAGUCAAAACAGAGCAAAGGUAUAGCUUAGAGGUAUGUCACUCAAAAUGAAGUAUGGCUGCAGUUCCCUGCAUUUCCUUUCAAAUGCAGCCAUCCUGUUCAAACAACCCUGCCUAUCUUAGAGAAAUCUGUUCCAUAAAGACAGAGAAUACAAGUCCUGCAGCUAUAAGCAAAGAGAGGGACAGUCAACAAAGCCCUAGUGGAGAGCAGGUCAAGAGAACACCUUAUUUAAUCCCCAAACAUGGCAUGGAGUCACUGAACAUGAACACGCUGAACUGACCAAGUAUGAGAAAAGCAAUGCUGAGGAACUCUAAGACCCUAAGAGCAGGAGAGAGAGUUGAGUCAGUAGACCCAAGACCAUUGUCAUUUAAGAAACAUUUGAACAGGGCGGCGCCUGUAGCUC
This is a messenger RNA of Nycticebus coucang (slow loris), 6214 nucleotides long. RefSeq names its product lysyl oxidase like 4 (gene LOXL4). The record is from RefSeq and is a predicted model, not a curated record. Gene Ontology annotation, cellular component: membrane. Lineage: Eukaryota; Metazoa; Chordata; Mammalia; Primates; Lorisidae. Gene Ontology annotation, molecular function: protein-lysine 6-oxidase activity; copper ion binding; phosphatase activity. Bases 383 to 2656 code for a protein of 757 amino acids. The transcript has 15 exons. Gene Ontology annotation, biological process: peptidyl-lysine oxidation; dephosphorylation.